CUGAUUUUUUUUUUUUAUUAUUUCAGAAUACAAGGGAAACUGCUCAGGCCAUCAAAAAAAUGUCGCUACGACGAGCACAGCGUUUCCUAAAAAAUGUUAUUGCUAAAAAAGAAAUAGUUCCAUUCCGUCGAUUCAAUGGAGGAGUUGGAAGGAAAGCUCAGGCUAAACAGUGGGGUGCUACGCAAGGAAGGUGGCCCAAAAAAAGUGCUGAAUUCCUGCUGCAGUUGUUAAGGAAUGCGGAGAGCAAUGCUGAUUAUAAAGGAUUGGAUGUUGAUCGUCUUGUUAUUGAACAUAUUCAGGUUAAUAGGGCCCCAAAGAUGAGACGAAGAACUUACAGAGCUCAUGGUCGAAUUAAUCCCUAUAUGAGUAGUCCCUCACAUAUUGAAGUCAUCUUGAGUGAGAAAGAGCAAGUUGUUGCUAAGCCCACUGCAGAAGAAGAGGCACCCAAAAAGAAACUGUCUAAAAAGAAAAUGGCAAGGCAGAAAUUAAUGCAAAGGGAUUGAGAAAUUCCAAAAUAACUGAAAAUAAACUCCUUUAUUCAGUU
Molecule: messenger RNA, 544 nt
Organism: Stegodyphus dumicola
Lineage: Eukaryota; Metazoa; Arthropoda; Arachnida; Araneae; Eresidae
Gene: RpL17
Product: ribosomal protein L17
Biological process (GO): cytoplasmic translation
Cellular component (GO): ribosome; cytosolic large ribosomal subunit
Molecular function (GO): structural constituent of ribosome
Source: RefSeq, a predicted model, not a curated record